Eurypyga helias (sunbittern) is the source of this 1494-nucleotide messenger RNA. It is a transcript of the gene TUBB1, whose product is annotated as tubulin, beta 1 class VI. Gene Ontology annotation, biological process: mitotic cell cycle; microtubule cytoskeleton organization. Gene Ontology annotation, cellular component: cytoplasm; microtubule. Bases 96 to 1445 code for a protein of 449 amino acids. Lineage: Eukaryota; Metazoa; Chordata; Aves; Eurypygiformes; Eurypygidae. The record is from RefSeq and is a predicted model, not a curated record. The transcript has 4 exons. Gene Ontology annotation, molecular function: GTPase activity; GTP binding; structural constituent of cytoskeleton.
AGCUGAUACAGCAGCAGAAAGAGGGCUUGUUCUGGGGACUGCAGCCAGAAAACCUGCGUUAGGUUGUAGCCACCAACAGGUCUAAGCUACACAAAAUGCGUGAAAUUGUGCACCUUCAGAUUGGCCAGUGUGGGAACCAAAUUGGAGCUAAGUUCUGGGAGGUGAUAAGUGAUGAACAUGGGAUUGACAUCGCUGGAAACUACCGUGGGGAUGCAUCACUGCAGCUGGAGCGAAUUAACGUGUACUUCAAUGAGGCUUACUCCCAUAAAUACGUGCCUCGUUCUAUCUUGGUGGACCUGGAACCGGGUACAAUGGACAGUGUACGAUCUAGCAAAAUAGGCCCGCUCUUUCGACCUGACAAUUUUAUUCACGGUAAUUCGGGUGCUGGAAACAACUGGGCUAAAGGCCAUUACACAGAAGGUGCUGAACUGAUUGAAAACGUCAUGGAUGUGGUCAGGAGUGAGUGUGAGAGCUGUGACUGCCUUCAGGGAUUCCAGCUCAUCCAUUCGCUUGGUGGUGGUACAGGCUCAGGUAUGGGCACGCUCCUCAUCAACAAAAUCAGAGAAGAGUAUCCCGACAGGAUUAUGAACACUUUCAGUGUUGUGCCUUCUCCCAAAGUAUCUGACACCGUCGUAGAGCCGUAUAACGCCAUCCUCUCCAUCCAUCAACUAAUAGAGAACACAGAUGAAACCUUUUGCAUUGACAAUGAAGCUCUAUAUGAUAUAUGUUUUAGAACUUUAAAGCUCACCAAUCCCACCUACGGUGACCUCAACCACUUAGUGUCCCUGACGAUGAGCGGCGUCACAACCUCACUCCGCUUUCCUGGGCAGCUGAAUGCAGAUCUGCGGAAGCUGGCUGUGAACAUGGUGCCCUUUCCUCGGCUGCAUUUCUUUAUGCCAGGCUUUGCUCCCCUGACAGCUCGAGGUAGCCAGCAGUACAGAGCCCUCUCAGUGCCAGAGCUUACUCAGCAGAUGUUUGAUGCACGCAACAUGAUGGCAGCCUGCGACCCCCGCCGGGGACGGUACCUGACCGUGGCAUGCAUCUUCAGGGGCCGAAUGUCGACCAGAGAGGUGGAUGAGCAGCUGCUGGCUGUCCAGACCAAGAAUAGUUCCUACUUUGUGGAGUGGAUCCCUAACAAUGUCAAAGUGGCUGUGUGUGACAUACCACCGCGAGGACUGAAGAUGGCAGCUACCUUUAUUGGCAAUAACACAGCCAUUCAGGAGCUCUUCAUCAGGGUUUCUGAGCAGUUCUCAGCUAUGUUCAGAAGAAAAGCCUUUCUCCAUUGGUACACUGGUGAAGGUAUGGAUGAGAUGGAGUUUUCUGAAGCUGAAGGUAACACCAACGAUCUUGUGUCCGAGUACCAGCAGUACCAGGAUGCCACUGCAGACGUUGAGGAAUAUGAAGAGGUAGAAGUGGAAGCUAGCCCAGAGAAGGAAGCACCAUAAAAGGAACAAUAGCAUCAAAACGUGCUCUGAAUAAGCCUGUUGACACUCA